UCGUCCUGAUGGCCAUCGUGGACAGUGACUGCCAGUACGUCCUCAUCGAUGUUGGUGCUGAAGGGCGACAGAGUGAUGGAGGGGUCCUCAAGAACUCCAAGUUUGGAAAAAAGCUGCUUCAAGGAACCCUUGAUCUUCCUCCUGCGGGAUUCCUGCCUGGAACGAGGACUGUGGCACCCUAUGCCUUCGUGGGUUACGAAGCAUUUCAGUUAAGGAAGGAUUUUAUGAGACCCUUCCCUGCUAAGCAGCUCACCGACGAAAACAGGGUCUUUAAUUACAGACUCAGUAGGGCAUGGAGGUGCGCUGAGAAUGCCUUCGGCAUAACAGCAGCCCGGUGGCGAGUGCUCCUGCGCACGAUAAACCUGAAGCCGAAAAACGUUGACUACGUCAUCAAGGCGGCCUGCAUCCUUCAUAAUUUCAUUAUGAAAUGAACUGCAAAGGU
Molecule: messenger RNA, 442 nt
Organism: Rhipicephalus sanguineus (brown dog tick)
Lineage: Eukaryota; Metazoa; Arthropoda; Arachnida; Ixodida; Ixodidae
Exons: 2
Coding region: 9-431 (140 amino acids)
Source: RefSeq, a predicted model, not a curated record